UUAAGAUUAACAAUUCACAAAAUAAAAAAGUAGGCCUAUUUGAUUUCAUUUAUUUUAAAGUGUUUGUGAAACAUCUGUCUGUCCCAUGACACUGUGAGAUGAUCAAUAAAAAAAAAGAGUUAACUGGGUUUGUCAGUCUCUCUCUCUUUCCCUCACUCUCUCUUGCAGUCACCCACCCUUCCUCUCUCUCAUUACCCAUCCGGCCACUUUAGUGCUUAUUUACAAGAUUUUUCCUUAUUCAACCGUGACAACAUUUCGGGCGUAUUUUAUCCAAUUGACCGUGGACACUAUGUAUAUGUUUUUUCUCCAUCGGUCGUAAAUGAUUUGUGUCAAGCGCGAGAAAAACACGGCGCGUGAUCCGCCGCCGCCGCUGCUGUGAUGGAGAGGCGGUGCGUGUCAGAGCGGGGCGGCUAGACGGCCUGCAAGCCUCGGACUGGACUUUCAGCCGUGACGGAGCGGGAGAACACCAACAGCGAUAGCCCACAACAACCCACCGUAUAAUUCAGUGGACUUGUAAAGAGAAGUUACAAAACAAGCAAUUCAGAUCAAGAUCUGAAUUAUGAUGGACAUUUACAAGGGGCCCUAACAUCAAUUCGAGGAGAAAGAGGUUCGUGAUUUUUUUCCGUAUUAAAGAUUGCGAGGACGACAAAUCAUGCCUCCAAGACCCUCCUCAGGAGAACUAUGGGGCAUCCAUUUGAUGCCCCCCAGAAUUCUGGUGGACUGUUUGCUGCCCAAUGGCAUGAUCCUAACGCUGGAGUGUCUCCGGGAGGCCACCCUUAUCACAAUCAAGCAUGAACUGUUUAAGGAGGCUAGGAAGUAUCCCCUCCACCACCUGCUGCAGGAGGAAACCUCCUAUAUCUUCGUCAGUGUCACGCAAGAGGCGGAGCGCGAGGAGUUCUACGAUGAGACGCGAAGGCUUUGUGACCUCCGGCUAUUCCAGCCCUUCCUGAAGGUCAUUGAACCUGUGGGGAACAGAGAGGAAAAAAUCCUCAAUCGAGAAAUCGGUUUUGCCAUCGGAAUGCCGGUUUGCGAGUUUGAUCUAGUGAAGGAUCCUGAGGUCCAAGACUUCAGGAGAAAUAUUCUUAAUGUCUGCAAAGAUUCGGUAGAGCUGCGAGACGCGGGUGGAUCACACAGUCGGGCGCUAUACGUUUAUCCUCCUAAUGUGGAGUCUACUCUAGAGCUUCCAAAGCACAUAUAUGGCAAAUUAGACAAAGGUCAAAUCAUUGUGGUUAUAUGGGUGAUCGUCUCUCCCAACAACGACAAGCAGAAGUACACACUGAAGAUCAAUCACGAUUGCGUACCUGAGCAGGUGAUCGCCGAAGCCAUCAGGAAGAAAACGAGAAGCAUGCUGCUAUCGGCCGAGCAGCUGAAGAUGUGCGUGCAGGAAUAUCAGGGCAAGUACAUCCUUAAAGUCUGCGGCUGUGAUGAAUACCUGCUGGAGAAAUACCCCAUCAGUCAGUACAAGUAUGUGCGCAGUUGCAUUAUGCUGGGUCGAAUGCCAAACCUCAUGCUUAUGUCCAAGGACAGCCUUUACUCGCAGCUGCCCAUGGACAACUUCACCAUGCCCUCCUACGCCCGCCGGAUCUCCACCGCAACGCCUUACAUGAACGGAGAGGCUUCAACCAAAUCACUCUGGACCAUCAACAGCACUCUGAGGAUACGUGUCCUCUGCGCCACAUACGUCAAUGUAAACAUUCGGGACAUUGAUAAGAUUUAUGUGCGGACAGGGAUUUACCAUGGAGGAGAACAGUUGUGCGAUAACGUAAACACACAACGUGUCCCAUGUUCAAACCCGAGGUGGAACGAGUGGCUGACCUAUGACAUGUACAUUCCUGAUGUUCCUCGGGCGGCUCGUCUCUGUCUCUCCAUCUGUUCUGUGAAAGGAAGGAAGGGGGCAAAAGAGGAGCACUGUCCACUGGCCUGGGGGAACGUCAACCUGUUCGACUACACACACACUCUGGUCUCAGGAAAGAUGGCACUGAACCUGUGGCCUGUACCACACGGCCUAGAAGACCUCCUCAACCCUAUCGGGGUUACGGGAUCCAACCCUAACAAGGAAACCCCAUGUCUUGAGCUGGAGUUUGACUAUUUCAGCUCACCUGUUAAGUAUCCCGACAUGGCCAUGAUUGAAGAUCACGCUAACUGGAUAAUAUCCAGGGAGAUGGGGUACAAUUACUGUCAGUCUGGACCGAGCAGCAGGCUGGCGCGAGACCACGCCAUGACAGAGGUGGACAUAGAACAACUUCGGCAGCUGAGCAACAGGGACCCGCUUUCUGAAAUGACUGAGCAGGAGAAAGACUUCCUAUGGAGGCACAGGCAGUAUUGUGUAAAUAUACCAGAAAUCCUGCCAAAGAUUCUGCUGGCGGUGAAGUGGAACUCUAGAGAUGAAGUUGCACAGAUGUUUUGUCUUCUUAAAGACUGGCCAGCAAUAAAGCCAGAGCAAGCCAUGGAGUUACUUGACUGUAACUAUCCUGAUCCAAUGAUCCGAGACUUCGCAGUCCGAUGCCUUGAGAAGUAUCUGACUGACGACAAACUCUCUCAAUACCUCAUUCAGCUGGUUCAGGUUUUGAAGUAUGAGCAGUAUCUUGAUAACCCUCUGGUACGAUUUCUGCUGAAAAAAGCUCUUACCAACCAGAGGAUCGGACACUUCUUCUUUUGGCAUUUAAAGUCAGAAAUGCACAAUAAAACCGUGAGUCAGCGGUUUGGUCUGCUGCUGGAGUCGUACUGCCGGGCGUGCGGCAUGUACUUGAAGCACCUGAGCAGACAGGUGGAAGCCAUGGAGAAGCUUAUCAACCUCACAGACAUCCUCAAGCAGGAAAAGAAGGAUGAAACUCAGAAGGUGCAAAUGAAGUUCCUGGUGGAGCAGAUGAGGAGGCCGGACUAUAUGGAUGCCCUCCAAAAUUUCACCUCUCCACUCAACCCCGCCCACCAGCUCGGUAACCUACGACUUGAAGAUUGCAGGAUCAUGUCCUCGGCCAAGAGACCUCUGUGGUUGAACUGGGAGAAUCCAGACAUAAUGUCUGAACUUUUGUUCCAGAACAAUGAGAUCAUCUUCAAGAACGGAGAUGACCUGCGGCAGGACAUGCUGACGCUGCAGAUCAUCAGGAUAAUGGAGAACAUUUGGCAGAAUCAGGGACUUGACCUGAGAAUGCUCCCCUACGGCUGUCUUUCUAUUGGUGACUGUGUGGGUCUGAUAGAGGUGGUGAGGAGUUCUCAUACCAUCAUGCAAAUUCAGUGUAAAGGAGGUUUAAAGGGUGCGCUGCAGUUUAACAGCUCAACACUACAUCAGUGGUUAAAGGACAAGAACAAGGGCGAGAUGUACGACAUGGCCAUUGACUUGUUCACGCGAUCAUGUGCUGGAUAUUGUGUGGCCACCUUCAUUUUAGGCAUCGGUGAUCGACACAAUAGUAACAUCAUGGUGAAGGAAGAUGGGCAGCUGUUUCAUAUAGAUUUCGGUCACUUUUUGGACCACAAGAAGAAGAAGUUUGGCUACAAACGAGAGCGAGUGCCCUUCGUCUUAACUCAAGACUUCUUAAUUGUGAUCAGCAAAGGAACCCAAGAGUGCACUAAAACCAGAGAGUUUGAGAGGUUUCAAGAGAUGUGCUACAAGGCCUAUUUGGCCAUCAGGCAGCACGCUAACCUGUUCAUAAACCUCUUCUCCAUGAUGCUGGGCUCAGGCAUGCCAGAGCUGCAGUCCUUUGACGACAUCGCUUACAUCCGCAAGACUCUGGCACUGGACAAAACCGAGCAGGAGGCCCUGGACUAUUUCAUGAAGCAGAUGAAUGACGCUCACCAUGGCGGAUGGACCACUAAAAUGGACUGGAUUUUCCACACCAUCCGGCACCAUGCCCAAAACUGAGCCCAGACAGAUCCCAGCCCACGUGUGGAACUUUAAAUCUGAUUAUGGGCAGAUGACCUUUUUAGGGCAUCCUGCCCUGUUUAUGCCAUGGGGCAUCAUGGCACUCAAACCUCAUGUACAAAUGACCUUCAGAGCACUAAAACAAUCCAGAAGAACAUUUUUGUCCUGUUCUUUAGUUCUCUCUUCUGGUGUCUGUAUAAUCUGUAUGAAUCUUUUGCCCAGAGUUGUACAUUAUAGCCGGCAGUUUUAUUCCCCCUCAUCCCCUCACGCUGCUCUUUUCCUGGAGAGUUAUUUGUUAUUAUUAAUAUAUAUUAUAUUUUGUUCUCGGGCAAACUGAACCUUGUUCGAGAAGAACGUUCUGCACUCUUCAGUAGCUUUGCGGGGGUGUCCACGUCUUCCUGUUCAAAACUACAAAUGCCUUCUACGAUGCACGGAACCUCUGAGAACACAAAAAAACAGGGUAUGAAACUUUCUGGUCUGCUACCUGGCCUUUCUUUCCAAAACUAACGCGAAUCCCCUGAAGGGCAGUGAGAGGCGUAGCAGUUAGAAAGCGAUGGUGCUGAUUUUGUCCCGGUGUCUCUCGGAGUUCUCUUGACUGUACGGGCCUUUGUAAUAGAGGGGUGAUUAGGUUUUGUUCUCCUUUCUUCCUUAUAAGCACAGCGAGCUAAGAUGAUAGCCUGAGUAC
This is a messenger RNA of Triplophysa rosa, 4544 nucleotides long. RefSeq names its product phosphatidylinositol-4,5-bisphosphate 3-kinase, catalytic subunit alpha (gene pik3ca). Gene Ontology annotation, biological process: phosphatidylinositol 3-kinase/protein kinase B signal transduction; phosphatidylinositol-3-phosphate biosynthetic process; phosphatidylinositol-mediated signaling. The transcript is spliced from 21 exons. The record is from RefSeq and is a predicted model, not a curated record. Gene Ontology annotation, molecular function: 1-phosphatidylinositol-4-phosphate 3-kinase activity; 1-phosphatidylinositol-3-kinase activity. Gene Ontology annotation, cellular component: plasma membrane; phosphatidylinositol 3-kinase complex, class IB; phosphatidylinositol 3-kinase complex, class IA. NCBI's taxonomy places the organism in Eukaryota, Metazoa, Chordata, Actinopteri, Cypriniformes, Nemacheilidae. Bases 653 to 3859 code for a protein of 1068 amino acids.